Molecule: messenger RNA, 1933 nt
Organism: Tupaia belangeri chinensis (Chinese tree shrew)
Lineage: Eukaryota; Metazoa; Chordata; Mammalia; Scandentia; Tupaiidae
Gene: SBSN
Product: suprabasin
Exons: 7
Coding region: 2-1786 (594 amino acids)
Source: RefSeq, a predicted model, not a curated record
UAUGCAUCUUGCCAGUUUGGUCAGCUCUUGCUCCCUCCUGCUGCUGCUGGGGGCCCUGCCUGGAUGGGCAGCCAAUGAUGACCCCAUUGAGAAGGUCCUUGAAGGGAUCAACCGAGGGCUGAGCAAUGCAGAGAGAGAGAUGGGCAAGGCCCUGGAAGGCAUCAAUAAUGGAAUCACUCAAGCUGGAAGGGAAGUGGACAAAGUUUUUCAUGGACUAAGCAACAUGGGAAGCCAGGCUGGCAAGGAGGUGGACAAGGGCAUCCAUGGACUCAACAACGGCUUGGACAAGGUAGCCCAUGGGAUCAACAAUGGCAUCGAACACACAGGAAAGGAAGCAGAGAAGUUUGGCCAUGGGGUCAACCAUGCUGUUGGACAGGUUGAGAAGGAGGCAGACAAAGUAAUCCAUCAUGGGAUCCAUCAUGGGGUCAACCAGGCAGGAAACGAAGCAGGGAGGUUUGGCCAGGGGGCCCACCAUGCCCUGGGUCAGGCUGGGAAUGAGGCUGGGAGGCUUGGCCAGGGGGCCCACCAUGCUCUAGGGCAGGCUGGGAAUGAGGCUGGGAGGUUUGGCCAGGGGGCCCACCAUGCCCUGGGUCAGGCUGGGAAUGAGGCUGGGAGGCUUGGCCAGGGGGCCCACCAUGCUCUAGGGCAGGCUGGGAAUGAGGCUGGGAGGUUUGGCCAGGGGGCCCACCAUGCCCUGGGUCAGGCUGGGAAUGAGGCUGGGAGGCUUGGCCAGGGGGCCCACCAUGCUCUAGGGCAGGCUGGGAAUGAGGCUGGGAGGUUUGGCCAGGGGGCCCACCAUGCCCUAGAGGAGGCUGGAAAGGAAAUAGAGAAGUUUGGCCAUGGAGUCCACCAUGGGGUUAAUGAGGCCUGGAAGGAGGCUGAAAAGCUCGGUCAGGGGGCUCACAAUGCUGUUGGACAGGCUGGAAAAGAGGGGAACAGAGUGGUCCAAGGGGCCUAUCAUGGCGUUAACCAGGCUGGAAAGGAGGUGGAAAAAUUUGGCCAAGGUGUCCAUCAUGGGGCUAAUGAGGCCUGGAAGGAGGCUGAGAAGCUCAGUCAGGGGGCCCACCAUGCUGUUGGACAGGCUGGGAAAGAGGUGGAAAAAUUUGGCCAAGGGGUCCACCAUGGGGUUAAUGAGGCUUGGAAGGAGGCUGAGAAGCUCGGCCAGGGGGCCCACCAUGCUGUUGGACAGGCUGGAAAAGAGGGAGACCGAGUGGUCCAAGGGGCCUAUCAUGGCGUUAACCAGGCUGGGAAAGAGGCUGAGAAGCUCGGCCAGGGGGCCCACCAUGCUGUUGGACAGGCUGGAAAAGAGGGAGACCGAGUGGUCCAAGGGGCCUAUCAUGGCGUUAACCAGGCUGGGAAAGAGGUGGGACCAUUUGGCCAGGGAGUUCAUCAUGCCGUUGAACAGGCUGAAAAGGAUGCAGACAAAGUGGCCCAAGGGGUCCACAAUGGGGUCAACCAGGCCGGGAACCAGGCAGAGAAGCUUGGCCAAGGGGUCCACCAUGCUGCUGGUCAGGCUGCAAAGGAAACGGAGAAGCUUGGCCAAGGGGUCCACCAUGCUGCUGGCCAGGCCGGGAAGGAGGUGGACAGGUUGCACCAGAAUGUUCAUAAUGGGGCCAACCAAGCCGGCAAGGAGGCCAACCAGCUGCUGAAUGGCAGCCAUCAAGGCGGAUCUACCGGCCAGCACGCAGGGACCGCAACCACCACAUUAACAUCUGGAGCCUCGGUCAACAAGCCCUUCAUCAACUUUUCAGCUCUGUGGAAGAGCGUCGCCAACAUCAUGCCCUAAACUGAUGUCCUGGCCUUGCUGAGCGCACUGUUUCUGUUGUCAUACCAGCUCACGUGACCUGGAGGAGCUGGGGGUGGGGGUAGGUUUCUGGAGUCCCGCCAAGGGCUGUACUGAGAUUUGUGAAUAAAUGUAACACCCUGUACUCUU